UCUUUUGACUCUUCUGUCUUUUCGUCUUUANAUACGCCAUCUGGACCAAAUUUUGCUAUCGCCAUGUUGUCAAUACUCCGUAAAGCGCGCCUCAAGGAUAAGGAGAUGCGGAUUUUGAUGCUGUUUGUGACCUCGAAAUGGGGUGGCUGCAGUUGGCUGACCUUCUCCUACGGCAAAACUUCGAUAGUCAAAAACAUCAUGGGCGAGGACAUCAACACGGUCUCUCCCACUCUCGGCUUCAUCAUCAAAACAAUUGACUAUGAUGGCGAAACUUACACGGCCGACANNGGGGAUGUCGGCGGACAGAAGACGCUUCGGACAUACUGGAAGAACUAUUUCGAGAAGACGGACACGCUCAUAUGGGUCGUGGACGGCACAGACCGAGAACGGAUUGACGAUUGCCGACAAGAACUGGAGGGGCUUCUUCUGCAAGAGGUAAAGGCUUUAGCACAAUCAGAUAGAGUGGAGACUGAUCAGGACGGCAGCNGGUUGAUGGGAGCCAGUCUGCUUGUGUUCAAGAACAAGAGCGAUGUGGCAGGAUGCAUGAGCUCGGAGGAAAUACGCAAGGUUUGUGGUUCCCUUGCCAGCCGCGGCGGGGUCCCAAUGUUUACCAAGCACGAUACUGACUCGGACAAACCACGCAGGNCCUUACGACUCGACACGAUUCACACGCACAGGUGGAACAUUAUGGAGUGCAGUGCAUUGACUGGAUUGAACCUUCAGGAAGGCCUGCAAUGGGUGGUGCAAGAUGCCAAGGACCGGCUCUUUCUGUAUUGA
This is a messenger RNA of Aureobasidium uvarum, 777 nucleotides long. The record is from the annotation of a GenBank genome assembly. NCBI's taxonomy places the organism in Eukaryota, Fungi, Ascomycota, Dothideomycetes, Dothideales, Saccotheciaceae.